Fraxinus pennsylvanica is the source of this 708-nucleotide messenger RNA. NCBI's taxonomy places the organism in Eukaryota, Viridiplantae, Streptophyta, Magnoliopsida, Lamiales, Oleaceae. The record is from the annotation of a GenBank genome assembly.
AUGGCGGCCGUAGGAGGGAGGCGGCUGCUGGUGUCGGAUUUGUUGAUGUCUUUCAUGUGGGUUUGGUCCAGUGUGCUCAUCAAGAUUUUUGUGUUUAAAAUAUUGGGUUAUGGCUCCCAUGAUUUGAAGGGUGAAAUUUUAAGGUAUGGAAUCUCCAUUGUCAACAUGUUCUUCUUUGCAUUCUUGGCCAAAUCUACCAAGGGUGGGGCCUACAACCCCCUCACUGUGUUGUCCUCCGCCAUUUCUGGGGAUUUCAGUAAUUUCCUCUUCACUGUUUUGGGGUCUAUUUAUGGGGUUAGGCUCAUUCUUGCUGCAUUUCCAGAAAUAGGACGUGGGCCACGUCUGAAUGUUGGCAUAGCUCGAGGUGCAUUGACUGAAGGUUUUUUGACGUUUGGAAUUGUAAUUAUAUCCCAAGGGCUCUCGAGAAAAAUUCCUGGAAGUUUCUUCAUGAAGACUUGGAUCUCAAGCAUCUCGAAGCUCACUCUUCACAUGCUCGGCUCUGAUCUGACUGGAGGAUGCAUGAAUCCAGCCUCUGUAAUGGGGUGGGCUUUUGCACGCAGCGAACAUUUAAGCAAGGAGCAUUUAAUUGUUUACUGGCUUGCUCCUAUGGAGGCGACUUUGGCAGCAGUGUGGGCAUUUAGAGUAAUAGUUCCACCCGAGAAUGACAUGACACCAAAGAUUAAUACACAUGGGGCUCGGGAUGAAUGA